Messenger RNA from Colossoma macropomum (tambaqui), 9624 nucleotides. It is a transcript of the gene cep350, whose product is annotated as centrosomal protein 350. NCBI's taxonomy places the organism in Eukaryota, Metazoa, Chordata, Actinopteri, Characiformes, Serrasalmidae. Gene Ontology annotation, cellular component: centrosome. Gene Ontology annotation, biological process: microtubule anchoring. The record is from RefSeq and is a predicted model, not a curated record. Gene Ontology annotation, molecular function: microtubule binding.
CCCGUGUGUUUGUUGUGUAAUGGUGAAGCGGCUAACGGCUCCAUUACAGAGAGAGAAGCUAACGCUAACAAACACUUUCACAGGCUCUCACACAGCGCGUUCUAGGGUUUCUUCCCGUCUCCGGCCCCUGAUGUGUCCAGCAGGCCGGAGGGCAGAGCCGGGUCACGGUUCUCUGGGAAGAGUCGCCGUAAGCUGAUUGCCGUAGCAAUGUGGAGCGGGCAGAGAGGAGAGGCUGCAGUGCCUCCAGCUGCACUGGACAAUAGGAGAGAAAUAUCAUCUGCAUGGAGGAAUUUAAACCAGAGCAAAGCUGCUUUGCGGCACAUAGAGAACCGUCUGGAGGCCGUGGUCGGCUCAGGAGUGGUGCUGGACACUCUGAUGAACACAGAGAAAACACCUGUCAGCGGCAGUCGCAAAGCCAGGCACAGAGAGAGACGUGGCGCAGAUGAUUCCGCAGCGUCUAAAUCCCAAAGGAGCCGAAACCCAGAAAAGAGCUCCCGCAGCCCCCUGAGGAACAGCACACAGGACAACAGCACAGAGAGACCACACACUCACGCCUCACACAGGGAAGUGUCUCCUCCAGUUCCCCGCUGUGUUUCGGAUCUGUCCGCCCCAGCGGCUCUGAGCGAGCAGGUUUAUGAGCGUGACUCGCGGCCAGAUCAAACAGCCGAUCUGGACAGCACUCGCUCUUCAGCGCUGGAGAACACGACCAUUCGUUUUCUCAAUGACCCUCCUGUUCCAGGGUCGGUGGGGUCGGAGGUCAGGCCCGGCACGCUGCAGGCAAAUGGCCGGGCAGCGGUACCGCCGACCUCGGUGUCGUCCAGCCCUGGGUCAGCAUCGGUGCGGCUGGAGAAACUGCGUCAGCGGCGGACGGACGGAAAGCUGGAGAAGCUGAAGGAGCGAAUCCGCAGGCAGAGGGAGCAGCUGGAGGAAGCUGCAGAGAGAGAGAGGAUAAUCAGCCAUCUUGAGCAGCCGGUGGGCAUCGGGGCGUCACUGGGCACCACCGUGCCCACCGCUAAAGUACGCAAGGUGGCACCUGCUCCACCUGCACCCAUCUAUAAAGGAUUUAACACGAGCGAGACUACGAUCCGCACAGCGGAUGGGAAGGUGUGGGGGGAGGAGGAGUUCCACAACUGCAGCAGAGAGUUCUACAUGCAUCAACUCUUAGACGGAGUGAAGCAGAAGCCAAAGGUGAAAGAGAAAGAGAAGGUGCAGGAGAGGAAAGCGGUCAAACCUGUGAGGAAAAUUCAUCGAUCUGCUUCAGUUCCAGAUCAACAAACCAGACCAGUCAUCAGCACGUCGUCAUGGCGAGAAGGGCAGAAACUGGUGAAGAUGAUUCUGGGUCCAUCGCCACGGUUACCCAGCGAGCCUCGGGCUCAGUCUGCGGAGAGAGAGAGACGGACAGGUGCUUCGUCUCGCACCAGUUCAGAUCCUCGGCUGGAGCUGAAUCGUCGUUCAAGGCCAAACAGCUCAGAGAGGCCAGCUGCAAAGACCUCCAGACCAGCAGGGGGCGAUAGAGGAAGAAGCACCGCAGCCAAGGGCUCCUCCAGGCCAGCAGGGGCUGACAGAGACACUUUAGCGAAGGGGCCUUCGAGACCAGCAGGGGGCGAUAGAGGCAGAUCACCCAGCACCGAUCUUCUCUCAGCGGACAUCCGGGGCAUUCUGGACGACCUUCAGCUGGAGGGCGGGGGACCUGAAGGACCUGAAGAGGGCGCUGGCAGGAAAAGUGCAGGGCGUAGCGGCCCCGCUCCAGUCAGAUCGUCCCGCAGCACCAGCCCUGCUAAGCCCCGCCCUGAGAGGAAGCGGCAGUAUAAUGCGGAGGAGGUGCGGCAGUACAUCGCCCGGCAACAGGAGGACAGGAAGAAGAAGCAGGCGGAGGAGAGGCGGAGCCAGAAGGAGGCGGAGCAGAGGCGAUGUCAGCGACUGCAGGAGCUCUACAGGAGGCAGAGAGAGGGAGUGGCCAAACCCCAGGCUCCACCCACCAACCCACCGCACUCACACCUGCAGGAGACGUACACCAAACUACUGCUGGAACACACGCUGCAGCAGCCGAGGCCUGUGUACCAGCCAUCUGGAGAAUCAGAUAAAGAGAAUAAAAGACAGGAGCCCCCGAGCCCCUCGCACAGCGACCUGUCAGUGUCUGAGCACGGACCACCAGCGCUGUCCAGGGCUGAACUUGGAAUGUGCUCUGUGCCCAGCGCCGCCUCUCUGGUGCCCUCUGCUGGCCAGCUCUUCUCCCAACUCCUCUCCAUGGAAGGUGCAGCAGCUGUUGAGAAGCCUCCAACACAUGUAGAUCUGUCCGCCACUCACACCGUAAACACAGAGCAGAGCAGGACGAACCGCAUUGACACACACUUGCACUCCAGCAGGCUGAGCCGUGUGGAGGCUCUGAAGGCCAGCGCAGCGUCUCUGUCCAGCCGCAUAGAGAAAGAAGCUCGCAAACUCGCUGGAGACGGAAUCAACUACGGAAUCAACUGCAGCCGCAAUGCUGGCACAGGACUACCCACAGUCCUCCAGGAUGACGAUGCCCUGCUGGUAAAGACGCUCAGCCCACCCGUGAGGGAGUCCCCAGGGGGCGCUGCUGAUCCCGCUCUGAGGAUCCAGCGGCUCCUCCGUGCAGGCCAGAGCGCUUUCGGUGGUGAUCCGGCUGAACUCCCGGGUGUGGGAAACCUGUACAGCUUCGGCUCGAGAGAGAGAGGACUGUAUGUGACGAAGACCCGCCCACCUCCGACUGGCCACACCCUCCCAUUCACUGAGGGGGUGGAGCCUCUGGACUCAAGCAGAGGCUCUAUCAGCGAAGGCCCACUGACUGACAGCAGCCUGUCAGAGGGUGAGGACCUUAGAGGUGACUCCAUAGGUGUCCCGCAGAGCCUCCCCAAGCCCUCUCUGAAACUGGCGGGGGCAGAUUACUGCGCCACCCUGCAGAACGGCCACGCCCACGACCCAAUCACGCUCUUCCAGAGAGAGGCGGAGCAGCACUCCCCCUACAGGCCUGGAGCCGCACCACAGGAUAGCUGGCCGCUGUGGGACGAUCUGGCUAAAGGCAGCCCCCACAGCGUCAUCAACAUAUUCACCAAAAACAUGCACAACUACAGCAAAGUGAUGGAGGUGGGAGGUGAGAGGGUCACUCCUGUUCUUCAUGCUGCUGGAUCUGCGUCCAACUCACUGAACGGCCUGGCCUACGAGGAUGACUUCGUUUCCUCCCGUGGCAGCAGCCAAUCAGCAUCAAAGAGGACUUCCACCAACCUCAGUAAUGGCCACAGUGCUGCAGGUGCUGAAGAGAGGAGAGAAAAUGAGAAAUCUUCAAAAUCCUCCAGCUCAACCCCACUGUCCUCACCACACUCCACCAGCAAGAGAGGGUCGGACAGGAGUCUUGAGCGCCCCCUGGUGGACGGACAGAAGAGUACAACCUUUGUCGCCUCUGAGCUGCAGUGGAAUGGAGUGAAAAAGAGCAGCUCUCCGGGCGGCUCCCCCCGAGGCUCUCACAGGAGCGCAGACACCGACAGCACAGCAGGGGGCGCUUCAGUCCACUCUGUUCACAGUGUGGUGUCGGAGGGCCAACCAUCUUCCAAAAGUCCUGCUGUUUCUGCUGGAUCUCCUGCCACCUCUCCCAGAGUCUCUCCUCCCAAUGGCUCCUCACACUCUGACCCACGAUGCUCCACUUCAUCACCCAGACUUUCUGCCAUCAGGGACCACGGACCCAACGCUGCGCCUGACACUGGAUCUACCCCAGAGAUCGCCACCUCCAAAGCGGAGUUCAGGAGUGCAGGCCCUGCGGAGCUGCAGUUUGCACCAGGUGUCCUGCAGCAGCGUCUGAGUGCAGAACUGAGCUACCUGGAUGCUGUUGAAGAGUCUGUGAGGCAGCUCGGUGACGUGGAGAGGGUCAGAGCUGUUUCUCUCGCCCAGCAAGAAAGCGUGUCACUCGCACAGAUACUGAAGGCUCAGCAGCAGAGGCAGGAGCGGGAGCUGCAGCUGCUGAAGCUGAAGGCAGAACAGGAGGCGCUGGAGACCCAGAGGCAGCUACAGGAGAGCAGAGAGAGAGCUGCACAGGCCCAUACGGAUCUAUGCGUUAGCCUGGUUCAGUCUCAGCAGCAGGCGCUCCUGGGACUUCAGGAGUCCAGCAGCAAGAUUAUCAGCCAGCAGGCCGAGACGGCUCAACACACGGUGGCCGCUGCCAGACACAUCAGAGAGAUGACGGAUCUCGCUCGUUCUCAGAUGCUGAAUGUUCCCUCCAUUACUCCUCUCUACGACCAACAGAGACAGCCACGCCCACAGACAGACAGCCGGAGUGAGGUUCCCCCAGGCAGUGCACAGUCUCCAACAGCAGAGACUCCUCCAGACAGCCUGUCUGAAUCCGUCCCAUCCAGGAGACCCACCAUCAGUGGUGGUGGGAGCAGUUCCAGACUGAGCCCCUCUCUCUCCUCAUCGGUGAAGGAGCUGGGUGAUGGAGGCUGUAGAGAGCACAGCAGCUCAGUGGAGGAGGAGGUUCACACAGCUGCGGAGGAAUCACUCCAGACAGACAGCAUCCAGUCCAUACUGGAGGACAGAGCAGACAGCGCCUCAGUUGCCACAGAGUACUCUAUGAAGUUCGAUGAGUCUGUGACGGAGGACGAGCUGGAGAAGUCUUUCCGUUCCCUCCUACCAUCCGAGUCUCACUGGAGAGAUUCCAUAGAGAGGAACCGCAGCCCUCUGCCUGAAUCGGAUGAGGAGCGCAGCCGGGAGAAAUCUUCUCCACAGCUCUCCAACAAGGACAGCAGCAUGCCCUUCUCGAGCGGUCAGGACAGCUUCAAUAAGUUCACCAUGGCGAUGGUGAAGCAGUACAUGCAGGAGGAGGAAGUUCGAGCUCAGCAUCAGAGCUCUCUGCUGCGACUCCGCCACCGAGCGCUGAAGGAGAAGACCAAGGCCGAGCUCGCCUGGCUCGAGCACCAGAAAAGGCGUCUGAGAGAUAAGGGCGAGGACGAUAAGAUGCCGCCGAUCCGCAAGAGACAAAGAGGGUUACUGCUCAAACUGCAGCAGGAACAGGCGGAGAUCAGGCGUCUGCAGGAGGCGAACAGGGCGGCACGGAAGGAGCGACAGCUGCUGCUGAAACAACAGGAGGAGAUCGAGAGGAUUCACCACAGCACCCUGAGACUGAGAGAGAAACUCAGGAGCGCUGGAGAUAACAGCCCGAGGUCACCUGUUUCAGCUGAGGUGAAGGAGGCGGAGCCCAGUCUGGUGACAGACACAGAGACCCGCAGCCCUUCCCCACUGUCGGUGUCAGGUAGUGAGACCAGCAGCAUCAUGCAGAAACUGAAGAAGAUGCGCUACCAAAUGGACGAGAGGCAGUGCUCUCCUGUGCUCUGUUUUUUCUCUGUGUUCGGUGCUCAGCACUGGGCCUCUCUCCGUCUCUGUCUUCCUAAACUCCAUCCUAAAUUCCAGCUCUAUAUCUACACUCAGUUGGUCAGGUUUCUGACGGAGCGUGAGCAGCGUCUGGUGCGGCGGCGGCUGCAGGCGGAGGAGCUGCUGCAGUGGAGGCAGCGUCUGGACGCUGAGGAGGCCGCGGUCCGGCGGAUGGAGAAACAGGCGCUGGCGGCCUGGGAGCAGCAAUCGCAACGUAAACACUCAGCCAGCACCGCACGAGACGGCACCCAGUCUAAUGCUAGCGCCGCCUACAGGCAGGACAGGAGUGCAGGCAGAGAAGCAGUCAGUGAGGAUGACUCGUCUCCGGUGUCCAGCGUGCGCUCACCUGCGUGGGUUUCUGAGCAGUUGGUUAGCCCUUCCUCAGACGGACCUGCGUCCAAACCACCCUCGUCACAGACCAACAGCAGUCCUCACAUACAGUCUGCUCAGCCUUCUGAGUCCCACAGCCGUGCGACUUCCUCGAAUAAUCACAGCCUCAGCGGCAAGUUGGCUGCACACAGCUCCAGGAGCAGCGAGCCCCGACUCUCAGCCCCAACAUCCGAGGCAGCCUCGGAUCAGAGUGACAUCGAGGGCCGAGUGCUGGCGCUAAAGGAGGAGCUCCGCCGGCGCAAGGCUGAGGUCCAGCGGCUGAAGAAAGCGCAGAAACAGCGGCACAAGGAGCGUCUGAAAGCGCAGGAGGCCAGUCUGCUCAAACAGCUGGAGUCAUAUAAUAACUUCAUUGAGAAGACGAAGGCUGAGUUGAGUAAGGAGGCAGACAGCAUGCCCACAGCUAAACCCCAGAUUAAAACUCCAGCGUCAGGCACGGAAAAGCCUAGAAUUCGAGCCCCGGCCAUUCAUAGGCCUGAAGCUGAGAACAGUCUAAGGACUUCCAGCAAGUCAGAGGAGAAGAUCCUCACAGAGUCUUUGACCGAGAGUGCAGGCCACAGUGAACCCAUAGGGGACCAUGAGGUCACCUCCUCAGAUGAAGAUCCACCCACUGUGACCCCAACCCCAGUGUUUGGAAGCCCUGAGCAUGCGGGUGCGAGUCUGCAUUCUCCAGAACCCCAACCCAGCCCGACUGAAAGCCCUACCAAACCACAGUUAAAUGUCUCUGCUGACCAGAGUGUAGUGACCAGCCAGAGAUCGGAAGUCAUAGAAGAACUGGACUAUCUAAAGUCUGAAGGUUCCGGUGAUGACCAUGACUUAUCCCACACAGACCAAAACUCUCCUCCGCUGCUCAAACUGGACCUCCAUCUGCCCUCGCACAGGGCCGAGGAGUUUGAGCUUGAAGGACAGACCGCUCUGUCUGGAAAGAGCAGUCAUGAAGCAGAGGAACAGCUUGACAGCAGGGCAGAAGAUAUAAAGUCUAGUUCCACAGUGCUAAACAAACAACAAACAAGAGAGGAACCUGAAGCUCCAGCUCAGAAAACCCUUUGUUCCAUGGCUGACUCUUAUAGUCCUGACUUUUCACCCAGGAAAGAAGAUUUGGACGAACACAAAGAGGCUCAGUCACCCUCAGCUGAUGGCUAUAAUGAUGAUUUUGAGUCUUCUAUUGGCUCAUCGUUCCAGGAGGAUAAUCAGGAGUCCAAAUCAACGUCACCUUCAGCCUUGCAGCCCAAAGAGACGUCCUACAAGUCUUCAUUCUUCAGCAGCGAGGAGGAGAUAGACGAAGACCUCAGUGUCAAAUCAGGUAUUACCAGUGGCAGCUUCCUUCCUGAGAGGCCGCUGGAUCUUGACAGUCUGGCAAAGCCUUCCAAAGAAAGCUUCAGCGAUGAUGUUGCAGGCUCUCCAAAAUCUCCAGUAACCCUACCAUCCCUACCACCCAGAGACGAAAUGCCCAGUUACUGCAUUGGUGACAGGGUUCUGGUGAGCAACAUUCAGCCAGGCACUCUCAGAUUCAAGGGACAAACCAUUUUUGCCAAUGGCUUCUGGGCUGGAGUGGAGCUGGACGAGUCUGAAGGAAGUAAUGAUGGAACCUAUGAUGGAGUGAUGUACUUCCAGUGUAAAAAAGGGCAUGGGAUAUUUGCCCCUCCGGACAAGGUCACUCAUCUGCCUGAGAAGUUUGAGAGCUAUGUGGACACCACUGAGGAUGAAGACUCUUCGUUGGAUGACCAAACAAACAAGGCAUUCGAGAAGAACAGCCCUGAAGGCACUUUACAGCAAAGCACACUGCAGAACAAAGAGCUGGAUGCGGAUUUCCAUCCUGCAGUGAGAGAAUCUUCUGAUAAGCCGUCUGACCUUGAGCCUAGAAAAGACUCGAAGCAUGACCUGGAAGGCAUCAUAGAGGGCUUCAGCGGGGAAAAGGUCCCAGUGCCAAACGGCCGAAGCAGAGACAUCAUCCUGGAGUUUGAAGACGUGUCAAAUGGCGAGACCACUGUCCCCAUCAACAUUCGGGACAAAGCACCAUCUGAUCUGAAGUUUGAAGACGUGUCAAAUGGCGAAACCACUCUACCCAUCAACAUUCGGGACAAAGCAUCAUCUGAUGUUCUAGAGGAGCAAACUGUGGACAUCUUGGACCUGCUGAUCAGUGAUGAGAGGUCCAGAGUUGAAGGACUUAAGAAAUCUUCAGGUUUCUCCACUGAGAAGACCACGAGUGUGGACAGGGUGGAUGGCGACGCGAUUGAGAGCAGGUCCCUCAGCUCCUUAGCCGAUAAACUCCUGGACAAUUUUGUGGACGAUGCUGUGAGGCAGUUUCAGGAGAUCAAGAAGAUGAAAGAGAAGAAAAUCGCAGCUGCCAACCAGCAGAAAGAAGUCAUCCUCAGUCAGGCUGAAGAACGCGUGGAAAAUAACUUCAAGACGGAUCAUUUCCGCACCUUCUUCGACAAAGACCAGGAAGAAGUGUCCUCUCCAGAGCUUUGCAACAGAUCGGAGAGUCCAGUGUUGGGUCCCAGUGGUCAGGAGGAGCUGGCGAAGCGGCUCGCGGAGCUGGAGCUGAGCCGAGAGCUGCUGGAUGCCCUGGGUGACGAGCAGGACUGGUUUGAUGAGGACUUUGGCCUGAGUUCUCGGAAGGAGCAGGAGAAGCUGAAGCGGCGGCAGGAGGAGGGGUCACUGUCUGGUUCCCCACAGGCCAAAGUUCCAGCCAGGCCCCAGCUCCCACAGCCCAAACUGCCCGAGGAACCGGCCAUGCUGGUCCCUCACACAGCUCCAGAGGUGGAGAAACUGGUGAGCGCCGCCCUGCUGGAGAUUUGGAAGCACUGCGGACUGGGCCAGAGCAAACAGAGCCUGACCGGAGUCCAAAAGCCUCAGCCGUCAGAAGCCUUCCUCAGCAACUGCGGUAGAAACGACGAGCAGGAGGCUGACUGCAUCCGGAGCUACAAGCAGGCGGUGUUUGAUCUGUCAUGGGAGGUCAUCCAGGACGUCUUUAAGGAAGAUCCAAACGCAGACCAGCCCCAGUGGGUCAAGCCACGACGCGUUAACUCCUCCUGCAUCCACAGAAUUAACGACCCCAGUGACAUAACUAAAGUCCAGACGUUUGUCACCAGCGAGGUUCUGAAGCUCUACGGCCUGAAGAAGGAGCAGAAUCACAAAACCGACUGGCAGAAGAUGCUGAAGUUCGGGCGGAAGAAGCGCGACAGAGUCGACCACAUCCUGGUGCAGGAGCUUCACGAGGAGGAGGCUCUGUGGGUGAAUUAUGAUGAGGACGAGCUGUUCGUGAAGAUGCAGCUGGCGGAUGGGAUCUUUGAUGCUCUGCUAAAAGACACGGCCGAAAUCCUGAUCCAGAUCCAGGAGAAGCGGUCCAAACGGCCGAAACUCUGAUCCGGGUCCAGCAGGCGAGGUCCAAACGAUUGAAAUUCUGAUCCAGAUCCAGGAGACGAGGUCCAAACGGGCCUUCUGUAGGGCAAACAGCUCAGCACUGCUGUUACCCCAUCUAAACCCAGCCUCACACUCCACACAGCUUUGGAACCGAACCAGAACCGGGCUCAAACGCAUACACAAACGCUUCAUCACUGUGCUGUAGGUUCUUCAGCCUCAUCAGGAAUCUCCCAGUCCAGCCUUUCCUCCUCCUGUAUGAAGCGCAGCCUCUUCUCAGCGUUAGCUGCGUGAAUGCAGGCUGCCUUCGGCUGCGUCCGCGCUCCACUGCUGCUAGUCUCCCUCGACGGUCUCGGAAACGGCGCGCGGCGAUCGAAGUUAGACUUCACAGGCCAAUCCGAUUGUACGAUGACACCUUCUUAUUUGCCUCUAAUGUUAUUUUUUAAUUUAUUUGAAAAAUGUCUUUUUAAGAAACAGAUUUGCAAAAAAAAAGGAAAA